Molecule: messenger RNA, 3993 nt
Organism: Seminavis robusta
Lineage: Eukaryota; Bacillariophyta; Bacillariophyceae; Naviculales; Naviculaceae
Source: the annotation of a GenBank genome assembly
AUGACGAUGAUGCGGCCGCCUGUUGUGUGGUUAACAGCUUCUCUGCUGCUGCUCCUAAUCCUGAUACAACCAUCCUUGGCAGUACCUGUAGAAACGAGCUAUGUAUUGGAACCCUUUGACGGGGGGCACGCACCGCAUGGCACCAGUAAAUUGGGAUUUCACGACGACGACUACUUUGAAGUCAGCUACACGGAGAAUUCGUAUAUUGGACGUGGCGCGCUCCAAGUGGAUUACGAUUCCUCCACCAUUAUCGAAGGCAUUGCUUCGUCGCCGCCAACACUGAGUCUGAGCUUUAUUCAGGAGAAUCGACCGCACAUUUGUGUGGGCGCCACAACAGUAUCCUUUUGGUAUCAACAGGAACGAUCGGGAACUCUCACAGCCCCACUGAGCGUCCGGGUGACCUUGUUGGAUGACAAUAACAGUAAUGACAAUGUGGAUCCUUCCACCUGGGAACAGUGGACAACGACGAAUCAAAUACUAUUGCAAGCCAACACGGAAGACUGGCUGGAAGUGCGAGUAAAUCUGGAGGAUUUUGUGCUGUUGCCGGUCUUGGAUUUUGGCCAGCAGAACAGCACUACUACAACAGGAAACAACAACAACAACAAUCAUCAGCUAGAUCUACACCGCCUUCGUGGCUUUAUGUUGAGCAUCGAGCCAACGGGAGGAAGCUCGGGAAGAUUAAAGAUGGAUCACUUUGCCCUGGUGGGCGGUGAAGCUUUGUUUGGCGCCGCUCUGUAUGCAUCCGACGAUUUCAAUAAAACAGUUACAUUGGAGGGGGGUUGGGAAAUUACUGCCUUCAAUUCAGACCGUUCUCUGCAAGAGUCUUCUGUCGAGUUCAUGCAGCAAGCAAAUAAUAAUGGAACACUGGAUAUUGAUUACCUGGUCGAACAUGCGGCGGAUUGGGGUGGAUUUCUUGCCAUUUCGUACGUGGCUCCGGGGGCCGCGUAUUACAAUGUCAGCAAUGCCGCCUAUCUGACCAUGGAGUACCAAGUCAACGUUCCGGUCAGCAAUCCCAAUCGGACGCAUUUACGGUUCAUUUUGAAUGACGCAUACGAAUGCACGGAGCAUUGCGACACGGCGGGAGGCGACCAUGAGCGAUACUAUAGCUUUCAUUACGUGCUUGGGGCGGACAAUGCCACGAGACAACUUUCGAUUCAACUCGAGGGCAGUGAGGAUCUUUUCUCCCCUUUCAAGUUGACAGGUUGGAGUGGUUCGCGAGGAAACGCACAACUCGACACGGGAAUGCUCAAGGGAUACACCUUUGAAUUUGAUAUUGAUCAAUAUGGUGACCUAUGGAGUUAUGUGACUGGUUCCAUAGCCUUUAGCAACAUUGCAACGGUUGACAGCAACAACCCUAGUAUUGCUGACAGCAAUGACACGGCCAACGCGUUCUGCAAGUUUGAGAAAGGCAUUGCCUUUAAUGGAUUGUCGUCCGUUUUCCGGAAAAAGGAAUUUGUCGGCGAUCGGUGCUGUGAAGUGUGUGAGCUGGAUGAGACAUGCAUCUAUGUGUUGUCCACGGGGAGAGAUUGCUUCUUGGCAUCGCACCUUCAACAAGACGCAAUUAAGCUGGAAGUGGACCCUGUGGGAGAUUACAGUACCAUUAGGAAGCUAGUGAAUCAGGCCUAUUGGAUGGACACUGUGGAGAAGCGGGGUGACUUUUGUGACAAGUGCGACUGCCAUGAAAGCAAUAGAACGAUCGAUUGCAGGGGGAAAGAAUUGGUGAUUGUUCCCAAGACGUUCGAUGAAACUUUUCAACCGCUGGCGCUGGACCUGCGAGUCAAUCCCAACUUGGUGCUCCUGGGAUCUGGGUCCUUGGCUAGCAUUGGAGGCAGCCUCAAAGAGCUUUGGCUUCCCAAGGAAAUGAUACACCUUGGGGAAGGCAGCUUGAACGACUUGCCCGAGCUUGAGCAUGUCCGAUUUGAAGACCAAGAAGACGAGCCUGUCCCGUUGAUUGCAGGAGGCAACAUCAUUGCACGGUCUACUGAUUUCUUUGGGUCCGUGUGCUGUGGCCUUGGGCUACAUAGAGAUCUGGUCUCGCCCCAAAAUGGACUUACGUUUUGUAAUUCAACGUAUGUCAAUGUGAAGGCUGCACCAGGCAUUGACAGCACGUAUUUGCCAUUUGUCAGGUUCAUAGAUCCAACCGUCUUGGAGGUCCUUUUUCCAAGUUCAGAUUUUAUGUCAGAAGCGGCAGAAGGAGCUGAAGAAUGUGCACAGUACUGCAGCAACUCUCGAGGCUGUCGAUAUUUUUCGUAUGAUGAUCGCAUCGGAAAGGCGGAACCUCAAUGCUUUUUCUUUAAAGACUAUGGCAGCGGACAGGAGAGCGUGUGUUGUAACCCAGACCAUUAUGCUGAUGAAGAACAGACAGUGCCAGGUUGGGUGUCCGGACUCCCUCCUGGCACUCGACAUGUUGACGAAAAUGCUACUGUAAUAGUCGAGCCUCAUGCGCUUGUUCUCAGUCCGGAGAACGACUAUCAAUCAACCUUUGAGAUAUCUCUUGGAUCUCAUCCAUUGCGUGGCGCAGUUUUCGUCACACCCUCUCUUGAAGAUGACCAAGGCCUCGACGUGUCCAUGUGGCCUUCGGACGCCAACUUGACAGUCGUAACGGGCACAAACGGCGUUCCUCCAACGGUUGGGCUGUACAAUGGGAACAUGAGCGCCACGGUUGUCAUCAAGGUCUCUAAUAUCAAGCCAGGAUCCCCCAAAAAGCAUUUGCAUAUCGAAAAUAUGGUCCAAUCUUGCGACCAGGCCUUCACAACGGUGUUUGCAACCGCUGAGUGCGACUCUGGCUUGAGUCUUGAUGUCGUUGUCGACAUCCCAGAGCUAGUGGUCGAAACAGACCCCCUUACGCCUCUUUCUUACUCGGCGAUUGUCCUGGGGGGGUUGGCUGUCUCUGUGGUAUUGGUGACUUCAGUUCUAGUCCAGAAGAACAAGGCAAAGAAAGCGAUCUCUUUUGCUCAGAUUGAGUUCUUGAGACUUCUGCUUGCGGGGUCACUGUUGACUUCAUCUGGCGCGAUCCUCUUGGCAGUUCCUCCUUCCGACGUAACAUGCAUUGCUACGAUUUGGUUUGUCGAGGUGGGCUAUACACUUGAGCUUGUGCCCUUGAUUGUUAAGAUUGCGGCCUUAAACAGAUUGAUGGCCGCGGCAGCAAAGAUGAGACGAAUCACGCUCAAGAGGGAGUAUCUGUUUGGAUCUGUGGCAAUGAUCAUGGGAUUCGUUGUGAUAUUUUUGAUAGUCUGGAGCGCUGUCGAACCUCCGCACGAGGCUGUUCAAGAGGACACCAGCACUGACGACGACGGCUUCACCACGGUGACCAAGACUUAUUAUUGCUCUGGCUACACAUCGGUCUGGUCCGUUGUCGUACAGGUUUGGAAUAUUAUCCUCCUACUAUCCGCCUCGGUCCUGGCCUUUCAAACGAGAAAGAUCAAACGAAAGGACUUCAAUGAGAGCCAAACGCUGGCUUUUCUGAUUUACUCGCACUUUGUGUUCAUCUGCUUUCAGAGUGGACUUAAGUUUCUCGAAAACUAUGCGUCGGCCGCAACUCUGAAUCAAGUUCGAAGCAUCUUGAACAGUUGUGAUACAAUUGUUGCAGUAGGAGUGUACUUUGUACCGAAGCUGUUGGCAAAGGAAGAAUUGCCGAGAGACGCCCGAGAACAACCAGGGACUUUCACCGAUACCAAUACAGUGAUCGAGAGAGACCGCCACCGGGCAAACAAAACUGUUGCACUAAAGUACCAGAAUCGGUCUGUGGCAGAGCAGAAGUCCUUUGACAUUGGUAUGGUCUUGCUCAAUAAGGAUUGCUUUGCGUCUUUGAGAGCCACUAUCUGCGAGGGCCCUGAGGAAGUCCAUGGGUUCCGAGCACUAGUAGUGAACAGUGUCAUGGCUACAGAUCUUGGCGACAAAGAGCUCAGGGCCCUCAGGAAUGGUCGAUGGGAGAAGGCCUCACCCAAACAUGGCUUCAUGGAUCAUUGUCUCUUCUGCAGAUUGAGCAUUUGA